ACCAAGAUGGCGGCCCGUUCUUCUGCGUUCUCGAUAUUUCGACGUUUUGUGGGGUCAAGUAGGCUUUCAGGUGUCACCUGUACUGUAUCUUCAACUUCAAGAAGGAGCUUUACUCAUCUUUGCCGAUCAAGAGGAAUACGACCCAUAUCAUGUCAUCGACAUCGUACCUUGGACUUGUUUUCUCAGCCAGUUCCUGCUGCCACCAUGUUCAUUCAAGUACAAGACACGCCAAAUCCAAACAGUAUGAAGUUUAUGCCUGGUAAAGAAGUUCUUGAAAGUGGCACAAUCGACUUCCCAAAUGUCCAGGCGGCACAUUGCUCUCCACUUGCCAAGCAGUUGUUCAGAAUAGAGGGUGUCAAAGGAGUGUUUUUUGGUGCUGAUUUUGUGACAGUGACCAAGACAAGUGAGGAUAUUGACUGGAAAGUUUUGAAACCGGAGAUAUUUGCUACCAUCAUGGACUUCUUCACAUCUGGUGCACCCAUUUUGACAGAGGAGUUGCCGCCAUCUGACACAGCGGUUGAUCCUGAUGAUGAUGAGACGGUCAUCAUGAUCAAAGAACUGCUCGAUACGAGAAUCAGACCGACAGUGCAAGAGGAUGGUGGAGAUAUCGUUUAUAUUGAUUUUGUGGAUGGUAUAGUCAAGCUAAAGUUACAAGGGUCCUGUACAAGUUGUCCCAGUUCUAUUGUCACGCUGAAGGGUGGCGUUCAAAAUAUGCUACAGUUCUAUAUCCCUGAAGUGAAAGAAGUGAUAGCUGUAGAAGAUGAUCUUGACACUGUUACCCAGUCAGAAUUUGAAAAGUUGGAACGAGAUCUGGAAGAGCCUUCGAGAUAAUUACACUAACCUGGAACAGUGCAAGUACAGUGCAAGGACAAUGACUCUGGGGGGUGGGGUUGUGUGAUGAUUACACUAGUUUGCAAGGAUAUACCAGCGUCUGUGAUGCAUGUCCUAUACAAGCCUACGAGACAUAAAGACUAUGGCAGAGAAAGCAUAUCACAUUGAACAUUUGAACAUUUGGUGUUGAUUGAACCACCUGUCUUUCCCCGAGGAAAUACUCUUGUCGGUGUCUCUUAUCUCUGGUGUAUCCGAAAAUUACUUGGUGAUAAUAAGAAAGGACAAUGUGUAGAUGGUUUCUGACUUUGUAUAUUACUGUAAAUAAAUUGAAUGGAAAUGACAACUC
Messenger RNA from Lineus longissimus, 1177 nucleotides. Its product is annotated as NFU1 iron-sulfur cluster scaffold homolog, mitochondrial-like. The record is from RefSeq and is a predicted model, not a curated record. Gene Ontology annotation, molecular function: 4 iron, 4 sulfur cluster binding; iron ion binding. NCBI's taxonomy places the organism in Eukaryota, Metazoa, Nemertea, Pilidiophora, Heteronemertea, Lineidae. Bases 7 to 831 code for a protein of 274 amino acids. Gene Ontology annotation, cellular component: mitochondrion. The transcript has 7 exons. Gene Ontology annotation, biological process: iron-sulfur cluster assembly.